AUGGGAGAUAUAAUCUCAUCUACUAUAAGAUCUUCACGAACAGGUUCAUGGUCAUUAUUGCCUAUACAAGGUAUUUUCAGUGUACUUUCACCUGGUCGUACUCUACGUGGUUCUUUACCCGGUGGUCCUGGUGGUGUUUCAUUCCCUUCAUGGUUUGGAAAAAAUAGUACACAGAAUCGAAUUCAUCGUACAACUUCAGAAUUAGCUUCACACUUACGCUUGGCUACUCAUUGUGGUUCAUCGAAUCCAUUGACUUUAUUAUUGGAUUAUGCUACACCAGUUUCAGAGUUUAUUACUCGUCCAUUGAAAGAAGGUGAUGUUGAUAGUGCUAUGGAACUAUUGGUUAAAUAUCAAAUGGUCAGGGAAGAUGUUGACAAUAUAAUGGAGUUAACUACAUGGCCAAAUCAACCAAAUCGAAUGCAGAAUAUCGAUUCAAAAGUUAAAGCAGCAUUGACGCGUACAUAUAACAAAUCAUCUCAUUUAUUGCCAUAUGUCAUCUCAACUGGUGGUUCUUUCAAACGUAAACGUGGUGGUGGUGCUGCUGUUCCUGCAGGUUUAGAGGAUGAAGAUGACUCUGCUUUGUUCGAUGAUGGUGAAGAGGAAGAAGAAGAUGCAGUUGACUUGAAGAAUGAUGCUAUGAUCUCAGUUAAAAAGACGGAACCGAAAAAACGCACAAACACAGAAAAAUCCAAACCACAAGAAGACCGUGCUUCAUCUUCUGAUGCUGCUGGUAAAGGACGUGGUCGAGGUCGUGUUGUGUGCGUGUGUUUAACAUUUGUAUUUUAUUAUAUUACUUUUCAAUCACAGAAACUGCAAAAGUUUCCUGUACGCUUUCUUUCCUCCUGUUUCCAGUCAAUUAAAAAUUGUAAUACUUCAUUCAUAUCAAUGGUGACUAAUUCAAUAGUUCGUAUCGGUACACAUGAUGGACGUUUUCAUGCUGAUGAAGUUUUAGCCUGUGCAAUGCUUAAACACCUGCCAGAAUAUGCCAAUGCUGAUAUUAUACGUACACGUGACGCUAGUAUCUUGUCAACUUGUGAUAUAGUCGUUGAUUGUGGUGGAGUGUUCAGUGCAGAGAAUCAUUUAUACGAUCAUCAUCAAAGAGGAUUCACUCUUACUUAUAAGGACUUUUUCCCUCAAUCUGAUUGGGAUAUUAAACUCAGCAGUGCUGGUUUGAUAUACGUUCAUUUCGGUAGGAAAAUAUUAUCUCGUAUACUUGGCAAAGAAGAUAUAACUGAUCCAUUAGUUGAUGCUCUUUUUGAUAAGAUAUACAAUUCAUUCAUUGUUGAAAUCGAUGCUAUUGAUAAUGGUGUCCCGUUAGCGUCAUCAACGUUAAGAUAUUCCAUCAAUACAUCUUUAAGUAGUCGAGUGAAUCGUUUGAAUCCAGCCUGGAAUGAAACAGAUGCCGAUGAAAAUGUGUGUUUUCAAAAUGCUCUACAAUUAGUUGAUAACGAAUUUGUUGGAUUAGUUCACUUCUAUUCAAAUUCAUGGUAUCCUGCUCGUGAAAUUGUUUUAAAAGCUGUGCAAUCUAGAUAUGAAACAGAUCCAUCUGGAGCAAUAAUUCAUCUUGAAGGUACUGGAUGUCCAUGGAAUGCACACUUUUUUGAAAUUGAAAAAUCGAUAAAACAGAAUAAAAAACAAGGGAAUAAUCUAAGUGGAAAUCAUUGUCAGGAUAAUGAUAGUGAUGAUGAUGACGCAAUGUUAUAUGUGAUAUAUGAGCGUAAAGACACUACAUGGGGUAUACAAGCUAUACCAUUGGAUGAACAUAAUACAUUCACCCAAAGGCUACCUUUACCAGAGAGUUGGAGGGGAUUACGUGAUGACCAGCUAAGCUUAAUUGUUGGUAUACCAGAUUGUGUAUUUGUACAUGCUACUGGAUUUCUUGGGAUUCAUAAGACACGUGAAGGUGUUAUUCAAAUGGCUAAAUUAACUAUGAAAAUGAAGAAUAAAUAAGUUGUAGUAACGUGUCAUAAUUUUCUUGUCAUUUCUUUUGAUGAUUUUUAUGACCCAAUAUAUGUAUGCAUCCCUCUUUCUGUGGUAUUUUUAUUUCCAUUGGAAAUAUA
This is a messenger RNA of Trichobilharzia szidati, 2060 nucleotides long. NCBI's taxonomy places the organism in Eukaryota, Metazoa, Platyhelminthes, Trematoda, Strigeidida, Schistosomatidae. The record is from the annotation of a GenBank genome assembly.